ACAUAAUUUUCUCUCUCUGCGAAACCAUGGAAGGAAUGUCUUCAGCAGCCAUUGAAGUUCUUGUUCAAAACCUGCUCAACCUUUUCAAGGAUGAGUACUCUCUACUUCGAGGUCUCGAUGAAGAUGCCCAGCAGCUGCAGAGGACUUUAGGGAUUUAUAUAUAUUUGGAGGGGGUGGAAAAUUGGGAGUGGCUGCCCCAAUCAAUUCAAAAUCUCACUCGUCUUGAUUGGUUAGAGUUGGAGAAUAUAGGUGUAGAAGUAUUGCCCCAAUGGUUACAUCUAUAGAGUUGCUACAAGUUGAAGCGUCUGCCCUCUGUGGAUGCAUUGAACCAGCUCACCAAAUUAGAAGAGUUACAUAUUAAAGAUUUCCCGGAACUGAGUAUUGAUUCGGAGUGGUGCAACCUCCUUCCCGGUGUAGAUAUCAGGGUCGAUGGCAAACCUGUUUGAAUGUUGUAGCAAGUAGGCAUUGAGGGCAGCUGGAUGUUUCUUUAUCUUUUCAAAGUCGUUUGAAACAAGGAGCUUCUUGUUAUUGUCAAAUGUCAAUGAUGAACUGUUGGACUUAUCCUAUUGUAUAUUGGUCUUUCUUGCUCAAGUUCACUUCUACAAGCGUUCAUCUUCCAAAAGAAAAAAUUCAGAACAUAUUCUCUCUUUGCAAAACCAUGGAUGGAGGUGUGUCUACCGCAGCCAUCGAAGUUCUUGUCCAAAACCUGAUCAACGUUUUCAAGCAAGAGUACUUUCUAGUUCGAGGUCUCGAUGGAGAUGCCCGACAGCUGCAGAGGACUUUGGGGAUGAUUCAAGCCUACUUGAGUGACGCUGAGAACAAGUCCAUCACCCAACAAGCUGUCAAGAUCUGGUUGGGGGAGCUUGAAGCUGUGGCUUUCGAUGCUGAUAAUGUCAUGGACGAACUCAGUUAUCAUCUUCUCCACAAAAAAGUGAAGAAAAUGAUGGCACCCAAAGCGAAGGAUAAGGUAAUAUUGUCCUUCUCAUCCUUUAAUCGUGUUUCACGUAGGCGUAAUAUGGCUCAUACAAUCAAACAAAUCAAUACCACUUUUGAGGCUAUGAAUAAAAGGGCAUCAGAUCUUGGCCUUCAAAGCAUGGUUGUGAAUGCUCCUGUGGUUGCUGCUCGUACUUACUUGGAGACUGAUUCGUUCAGUCUUGAUCCAAUCUUUAUUGGAAGAGAUGAUGAUGUGCCUAAACUAGUUGACAUGCUCACCCAAACACGCCCAAAGGAACGGAUCUUCUCCAUCCUUGCUCUUGUGGGAAUGGGGGGUUUGGGGAAGACUACGUUGGCUAGGAAAGUAUUUAAUCAUGAAAGAGUAAAGGCUCGAUUCGGAUCACAUAUUUGGGUUCAUGUUUCUCAAACUUUUGAUCCCAUCAUUCUUUUAAGAAAAAUCCUUCUGACAUUGACACCAGAUAUUGGUGAUGGAAUUCAGUGUAGGGAAGUUAUCUUGAAAAAGCUUCAAGAAGCUCUCAUGGCUAAAACCUUUCUUCUUGUUCUUGAUGAUAUCUGGAAUGAAGAUAUUCCAAAGUGGGAAGACUUUAUAAAUUCCAUUUCAGGAGUCUCUUCUACUAAGAAAAAUGGCAUUAUCAUCACCACAAGAAAAGAAAAGGUUGCUUCGGUUGUUAACCCGCUUGAAAUUCAUCAUUUAAACGGCUUAUCAGAUGACGAUUGCUGGUACAUAAUCAAAGCAAAAAGUUUUGAUGGAAAUGGAGAAGUUCCAUCAGGAUUUGAGAUGAUUGGAAGAAAGAUAGCAAAAGCAUGUCAGGGUUUGCCCUUAGCUGCCAAUGUAGUCGGGGGUGUGCUCCACUAUAAGUCCAAAGAAGAGUGGCAUUUCAUCAGUGAAAAUUGGCUUUCAGACGGUGAAGGAGGUCAAAAUAUAAAAAAUAUACUAAAAUUGAGCUUUGAUAAUCUGUCUUCACCAUCACUCAAGAAAUGUUUUGCGUAUUGUUCGGUUCUCCCCAAAGGUGAAGAAAUCGUGAAGCAGAAGCUGAUUGAACUAUGGAUGGCUGAAGGGUUUCUUCAACCAAGCCGAAGAGAUAACAUGGAGUCAGUGGGCAACAUGUUUUUUAAGAUGCUUCUACAGAACUCUUUGCUGCAAGUUCCACAAAGAGAUAAAUAUGGAAAUAUUAGGAGUUGCAUGAUGCACGAUCUUGUGCAUGAUCUUGCAUCUUCUGUUUUGUCUAAUAAUGCAGAUGGCGUCACACCAGUUCGAUACAUGUUUCACGAAAAAAGAUCAAGUACUAUUCCCAUAGAAGUAGCCAUGCAUUUGCGUACAUUUUUAUCAAGAAGUGUAAGUUAUCGUAACAUGUUCUCAGACUUCAAAUGUUUGCAUAAUCUAACUCUUUAUGGUUCUGAUUAUACUGAGUUGCCCAAUUCAGUAAGGAAGUUGAUACAUUUGAGAAAUCUUGAUAUUUCAUGUACAAUAAUUAGAAACUUGCCGGAGUGGAUCAAUGAACUCCAUCACUUGCAGACAUUAAGAGCAAACUCGUGGUUUCUAAAGAAAUUUCCAAGUACGUUGAAAUAUUUGAUCAACUUAAGGCAUCUUUAUUUCUCCAUUGAUUCAGAGAUAGAGUUUCCUGCCGAGAUUGGGAGAUUAACUAGUCUCCAAACAAUGCCAUAUUUUAAAGUGGGCAAAGAGAAAGGCUACCAAAUUGAAGAGCUUGGAAGUUUGAAGAGUCUUAAGGGAGAAUUAUAUAUUGGAAAUCUUGAAAGGGUGCGUGACAAGGAAGAGGCUCUUAAAGCAAACAUAUUUGAGAAUCCAAACUUAUUUGGUUUGCGGUUUUCUUGGAGUGGUGAGAAAGAAGAUGAGAGAAAUGAUGAGAGUGUGUUGGAAGGCCUGCAACCCCAUGCAAAUUUGCAGAAGUUGGCAAUUUCAGGAUUCCAAGGCAAAAGACUUGGAACAUGGUGUGAGAAGAUGGCGGUACGUGAUGGGCCUCGAGGCUCUUGGGUACCACUUCACAACUUGAUUGAGAUAACACUCUCUAGCUGCUCUGAAAUUGAGGAAAUCCCAAUGGUGGAGCACUUGCCAAAUCUCGAAAGUCUUUAUUUGUUUGGACUGAAAAAGGUGAGGUUCAUAAAUUCUUCAUCAAAUUUAAGGUCCUUCCGUAUAAAACGAUUAGAGAGAUUGGAAUGUCUACCGGAUAGCUUAUUCUAUAACAAUCCCAACCUCUCAUAUUUGGAGAUAAGCGAAUGUCGUUUGUUGAGAGCAUUACCAGAUGGACUGGACACCCUCAGUUCACUUGAUCGAUUGACUAUAGAAGAUUGUAAAAAUCUGAAGUCGAUUGGGAAUCCAACAGGCGGAGCAGGACAACAUCGAGGAGUCCUCCAUCGCCUGAGUAUUAUAAGGUGUGGAGAGCUGGUGGAAUUGCCACUUCAAAUGAUAGAGUUGUGGGCGCCCACAAUUGAGUUUCUUCAAUUGGAGAAACUAAGGAGCCUAGAGAAUCUAUCAAUGCUGAUUGACUGCCUCUCUAAAUCAUCUACUCGCCUCACAGAGUUGAGAAUAGUAGGUGUUCCUAAAUUGAUGGCUGCCGGUAGUGUUGAGAGUUCGGGUUUAGGCAGCUUGUGUAGAUUAGAGAUAGAUGUGAGUGUGAACUGGUCAAGGGAGGAUAGUGAUGCCAUUGAACACACUGUUGAUGCCUUAUUGGAAGGAUGUCGCGACUCACUUUCUCAGUUAGAGUUACAUGGGGUGGAAAACUGGGAGUGGCUGCCCCAAUCAAUUCAGCAUCUCGCUGCUCUUGAUAGUUUGAAGUUGGAGAAUGUAGGGGUACAAGAAUUUCCCCAAUGGUUCGGGGACCUCUCGUGUCUAUCGGAGUUGAGCAUACAUGGUUGCAACAAGCUGAGGAGUCUGCCCUCUGUGAAUGUACUGAAGAGUCUCACUCGAUUGAAAUGGUUAAAGAUUAGAGAUAGCCGGGAACUACGUAUUGAUUCAGAGUGGCACAACCAUCGCCAUCUCAAAAUCGAGGUUGUUGAUAGCAAGUCGCAAAUUGAGGUGAAAACAGAGCGCAGACGAAGAAUGGAGUCAAAAUAAGACAAUAUGGCUCAUGUGCCGUGUAUGCAUUUUGUGAGCAAUGUCAUGGCCCGUGUAUGUGGUGCGAAUUGAAGUCGAAACACAACGUUCCACACGGUCUAGUCAAUCGUAAUCCAGAGGGGUCAGAACAUUACACUUGACCGCGUGAAUUGUCGUUACAAGUCGCACAGUCAUUGCUCAUAGCAUGUAGGGGUUGAAUUUUACAUAAUACUUUGGCGAAGAAUUAUUUAGUUUGUUUUAUGUUUAUGUUUUCAUUUAUGGCUACUAUUUUGAGGCA
This is a messenger RNA of Salvia splendens (bonfire salvia), 4304 nucleotides long. Its product is annotated as putative disease resistance protein RGA3. The transcript has 3 exons. The record is from RefSeq and is a predicted model, not a curated record. Gene Ontology annotation, molecular function: ADP binding. Bases 536 to 4027 code for a protein of 1163 amino acids. Lineage: Eukaryota; Viridiplantae; Streptophyta; Magnoliopsida; Lamiales; Lamiaceae.